Messenger RNA from Stylophora pistillata, 397 nucleotides. RefSeq names its product large ribosomal subunit protein mL46. Gene Ontology annotation, cellular component: mitochondrial large ribosomal subunit. Gene Ontology annotation, molecular function: structural constituent of ribosome. The record is from RefSeq and is a predicted model, not a curated record. NCBI's taxonomy places the organism in Eukaryota, Metazoa, Cnidaria, Anthozoa, Scleractinia, Pocilloporidae.
GAGUGGUUACAAAGCAUAAUUCAAAAUGGCGGCUCAGCGAGCUCAACUUGCGAGAAUAGUCUUAGGGAGUUUUACCUCAAGGAAUUACCCUUUAUCGGUCAGGGAUAGCGCGAAAAUAACAAAUUUUAUCACCAGCAAGAAGUUCUGCUCAGUUCAACCAAAACCAAGGAUUCCAAGGAUAUUUAGUGCAGUUUGUGUUCAACGUUUGCCUCAGAUCACCAAAGAGAAGUCAGAACUGGAAAAACGGUAUGAAGAACUUCAAGAUCAACUGGAGCUUGAACACAGUGCACUGUCAGAAGAUGAAGUAGAGUGGGAAGGAAUUCUAGAACGGAAGAGGAAGCUGAAGGAUGAUGACGAUGAUGAAAUUAUGGCAAUAGGAAUGAUGGNNNCGAAACAG